Messenger RNA from Castor canadensis (American beaver), 1871 nucleotides. It is a transcript of the gene Irx1, whose product is annotated as iroquois homeobox 1. Gene Ontology annotation, cellular component: nucleus. Gene Ontology annotation, biological process: cell development; regulation of transcription by RNA polymerase II; neuron differentiation. The record is from RefSeq and is a predicted model, not a curated record. Gene Ontology annotation, molecular function: DNA-binding transcription factor activity, RNA polymerase II-specific; RNA polymerase II cis-regulatory region sequence-specific DNA binding. NCBI's taxonomy places the organism in Eukaryota, Metazoa, Chordata, Mammalia, Rodentia, Castoridae.
CCCGCCCUUUAAUAUUUGCCGGCCGCCGCCGCCGCGGAGUCCGCGGACAUGUCCUUCCCGCAGCUGGGCUAUCCGCAGUACCUUAGCGCCGCGGGACCGGGCGCCUACGGCGGCGAGCGCCCCGGGGUGCUGGCUGCGGCCGCGGCUGCUGCGGCCGCCGCCUCGUCGGGCCGGCCCGGGGCGGCGGAGCUGGGCGCGGGCGCUGGCGCGGCCGCGGUCACCUCGGUGUUGGGCAUGUACGCCGCGGCCGGACCGUACGCGGGCGCGCCCAACUACAGCGCCUUCCUGCCCUACGCCGCGGAUCUCAGCCUCUUCUCGCAGAUGGGCUCGCAGUAUGAACUCAAGGACAACCCUGGGGUGCAUCCUGCCACCUUUGCAGCCCACACGGCGCCGGCCUAUUACCCAUAUGGCCAGUUUCAAUACGGGGAUCCCGGGCGGCCCAAGAACGCCACGCGCGAGAGCACCAGCACGCUCAAGGCCUGGCUCAACGAGCACCGCAAGAACCCCUACCCCACCAAGGGCGAGAAGAUCAUGCUGGCCAUCAUCACCAAGAUGACCCUCACGCAGGUCUCCACCUGGUUCGCCAACGCGCGCCGGCGCCUCAAGAAGGAGAACAAGGUGACAUGGGGAGCGCGCAGCAAAGACCAGGAGGACGGCGCCCUCUUCGGCAGCGACACCGAAGGCGACCCCGAGAAGGCCGAGGACGACGAGGAGAUUGAUCUGGAGAGCAUCGACAUUGACAAGAUCGACGAGCAUGAUGGCGACCAGAGCAACGAGGACGAGGAGGACAAGACCGAGGCGCCUCGCGCGCCCACAGCCCCUACCUCGCUAGCCCGGGAUCAGAGCUCGCCACUGUCAGCCGCCGACGUGCUCAAGCCCCAAGACUCGCCCUUGGGCCUGGCCAAGGAGGUCCCAGAGCCCGGCAGCACGCGCCUGCUGAGCCCUGGCGCCGCGACAGUCGGCCUACAGGGCGCGCCGCACAGCAAACCCAAGAUCUGGUCGCUGGCUGAGACCGCUACGAGCCCCGACGGCGCGCCCAAAGCGUCUCCUCCGCCGCCCGCGAACCACCCCGGCGCACACGGGCCACCCACAGGCGCGCCGCUGCAACACCCUGCUUUUCUGCCCAGCCACGGACUGUACACCUGCCACAUCGGCAAGUUCUCCAACUGGACCAACGGCGCGUUCCUCGCACAGGGUUCGCUGCUGAACAUGCGCUCCUUUCUGGGCGUUAGCGCGCCCCACGCCGCACCCCAUGGUCCUCAUCUGCCUGCGCCACCACCUCCGCAGCCGCCGGUCGCGGGUGCCACUGGUGGGCUCCAUGUUGACAAGGCCUCGACCCGUAGCAGCCCUGCACUCCCAGAGAGAGACCUCAUCCCCAGGCCGGAUUCGCCCGCACAGCAGUUAAAAUCACCCUUCCAGCCAGUACGGGACAAUUCGCUGGCCCGCAGGAGGGAACGCCACGGAUCCUAGCAGCCCUCCCGUCUGCCUGAUUAAGGGUCGUCUUUUACUUUUGCGGGGGGAGGGGGGAGGAGUUGGGGAGGGAGGGAUGAGGGAGGAAUUAAGACAAAUAUUUCAGACUGGUGUACAGGACAAAUAUGACGACGACGUCAAUGACUCUCAUCCAUCGCUUUCUGCAGAAAGGGGCUCAUCCAGCCCGAGCUCGCGUACAGGCGGCCAGGCCUCUGCUUGCAGCUCGGGUGGCUGUCACCACUCUCGGGUUGAUUACCCGAAUUGGCAAAUGCCUCCACGUGCUUGUGUUUUCUGUUUCUUUGUUUUUCCUUUCUGUAUAUAGAGUGAUUUCAGAUUGUAAAUAGCGCGUCAGCAAACUUGUCUAAAUCAUAUAUUUUUGUCUAAUAAACUAAAUGAAAUGA